AUGGCUGACGCACUAAAAGCAGAGGGCAAUAAGGCCUUUUCUGCAAAAGACUAUACUACCGCAAUUGAUAAAUUCACCCAGGCUAUUGAGAUCGAACCACAAAAUCACGUCCUCUAUUCCAACCGUUCAGCUGUUUAUGCUGCGACUCAUGACUAUCAGAAGGCUCUCGAUGAUGCCAAUAAAGCGACUGAGAUCAAGCCCGACUGGGCCAAAGGAUGGAGCCGAAAGGGAGCUGCUGCUCGUGGAUUAGGAGACCUUCUUGCGGCUCACGACGCAUACGAGGAGGCGCUUAAAUUGGAACCCACCAACGAUCAGUUCAAGGCUAGUUUCAACGCAGUCAAGCGGGCCAUCGAUGCUGAGGCAAAAGCAGAUGGUUUCCAAGGAGACACAGGUGGUCUUGGUAGCAUGUUCAAUGAUCCGAACCUUAUCCAGAAAUUGGCCAACAAUCCCAAGACGGCCCCUUUGCUCGCCGACCACGAAUUCAUGACCAAGUUGCAGAAACUCAAAGAUAACCCAAACAGUAUCGGUGCAGAACUGGGUGACCCUCGAUUCCUUCAGGUCAUGAGUGUCCUGCUCGGUAUCGACAUGCAAUUUGGCGCUCCGCCAGGUGCUGGUGGACCGUCCGGAGCCACUGAGGCCGAAGAAGAUGUACCCAUGCCAGACGCCCGUCCCAAGCCCACAGAGACUAAGAAAGAACCUGAACCCGAACCCGAACCAGAGGAUGAAGAAACUAUUGCCAAAAAGAAAGCCCAAGAAGCCGGUGAUGCGGAAAAGAAGAUUGGAAACGACUUUUACAAGAAGAAGCAAUUUGCCGAGGCUAUUGAACAUUAUCAGAAAGCUUGGGAACUUAACAAGGAUGUUACCUACUUGAACAAUAUUGGUGCUGCCAAGUUUGAGAGCGGUGAUUACAAGGGGGCUAUUGAGAUUUGCGAAGAAGCGGUUCAAGAGGGCCGUGAACACCGUACGGAUUUCAAGACCAUUGCCAAGUCCUUUGCUCGUAUUGGUAGCGCAUACGAAAAACUUGGCGACCUCACUCAAGCAAUUGAGUAUUACAACCGAUCCCUUACCGAGCACCGUACAGCCGAUGUCCUCACCAAGCUCCGUGCCGUCGAAAAGGCCAAGAUCAAGGCUGAAAAGGAUGCCUACAUCAGUCCCGAAGAAGCCGAGAAGGCUCGUGAGCUCGGCCAGAAGAAGUUCCAAGAGGCAGAUUGGCCAGGUGCCGUCGAUGCAUUUACUGAGAUGACGAAGCGUGCCCCUGACGAUCCUCGUGGUUUCUCGAACCGUGCUGCCGCUUUGAUCAAGCUUAUGGCAUUCCCUCAGGCCGUCCAGGACUGCGACGAGGCUAUCAAGCGUGACGCAUCUUUCAUCCGGGCUUAUAUCCGUAAAGCCCAAGCUCUGCAGGCUAUGAAAGAGUACAGCAAGGCUCUUGAUGCGUUGACAGAGGCAUCCACCCAUGAUACCACGGGCAAGAACGCACGCGAAAUCGAGCAGCAGCAGAACAAAAUCCUAGAAGCGCAGUACAGUGCUCGUGCAGGCGAAACGGAGGAACAGACUGCCGCACGUAUCCAGAACGAUCCAGAGAUCAUGUCCAUCCUCCAAGACCCCAUCAUGCAAACCAUUCUCCAACAAGCAAAGAGCGACCCAGCCGCUCUACAGGAACACAUGAAGAACGCCCAAGUCCGGAGCCAGAUUCAGAAACUAAUCGCUGCUGGCGUCAUUCGUCUCGGACGGUAA
Molecule: messenger RNA, 1734 nt
Organism: Talaromyces stipitatus ATCC 10500
Lineage: Eukaryota; Fungi; Ascomycota; Eurotiomycetes; Eurotiales; Trichocomaceae
Product: heat shock protein (Sti1), putative
Exons: 5
Coding region: 1-1734 (577 amino acids)
Molecular function (GO): Hsp90 protein binding
Source: RefSeq, a predicted model, not a curated record